Molecule: messenger RNA, 1407 nt
Organism: Candidula unifasciata
Lineage: Eukaryota; Metazoa; Mollusca; Gastropoda; Stylommatophora; Geomitridae
Source: the annotation of a GenBank genome assembly
AUGGCGACUAGUGGUUUGAACAGUGUCUUCAGUUUUGAAGGCAGUGGGGUGAAAGACGAUAAUGUUGAAAGACUGUUUAAAAACUUUACGUAUAAAUGCUUACAAAUCGUCGUUCAAUCCCGGAUCGACAAUCAGUCUGUUCGGUCCACUAGGGACUCGUCAACGUCGGAUUAUUUCUGCAUAUCAAUCCCGGAUAACCAGUGCAUUGAGGAACACAUAAGGAAAACACUGGAUGGGGUCAAAUCUUUUCCUGUCCGAGACCGGAGUCUUUGCACAGAGAUUUUCCUGGUGACAAAUGAUAGAGACCAGAUGUUCCUUGAAACAUGGGAACUGAGCUUUAACCAGAAAUGCUUGGACAUGGUUGCAAACAGAAUACAGCAUAUAUUCACACGAAUGAGUGUCACCUUGAAGUCACUUCUUAGUGCAACAAGAGCAAUGCCGGCUUACAGGCUGGCCAGAAAUAAAGAUGGAGGAUACUGGCUGAAUUACCGAUUCUAUAUGGGCACACCUCAGACCCAUUUGUUGGGAGACGGUUACAAGACAGUGCGUGCUGGUGCCGUACCAACAGCUUUUGGUCUGCUGUCAGUCAGCUGCUCGUACCGCACGAAGCUUCUGCUGUCUGCAGAGAUGUCAGCGUCAGCUACAGCUGCCAUUGAGGUUACAGACAACUAUUUUGUGAAUGAGUACAGACCUGCUGCAAUGGUCUCUGAUCCAAAACCGUGUUCACUGCUGAACAGAAGUCCUCUGAGGUCUGAAAGCCCAUACUGUUUUGCUGCAUCCCCAUCUUCGUUAGAGAAUAAUGAUGCAGAGAUUGGACACAGGCUAACUGCUGAUGGAGCUCCAGUCUUGCAGAACAGCAUUUUCAGCAUACCAGAAUUUCCUGAACCAAUUGAAGGAGCUUUCUCAGCCCAGCAGCCAUCAUACCACAGAAGUGUGGCCCAUGGGCUGCCUUUUGAAGGAUUGAUGAAGAGGAGUAUUGUGGCUCGGCAGUUGGUGUCUGCACAGUGCAGAGAUGGUGAAAGUGAUGUAGACGGUGUUUUAUGUCAUAAUAGGAAGACAGGAAAGCAGCAAGAUGAGGAAGAAAAAGAGAAUCAUCUUUAUUCGUCUGUGGAAAUCAUUGCAGACCAGAAGAUAUCUGUGGAAGAUGACUUUGUUAUGAUUGAUAAACCCCCCUUUGCUGCUGAUGAUGACCCACGAGAUGCAAAAUCUUUCUUAAGUGCAAUGUACAGAGCAGCUAACCUGUAUGAGCUCCCGGACUCCAGCAUCACAGUGGCCGACUACCUCAGUGAUGUAGAGGCAUUAGUGUUCAAGCUGGAAGAGGACAUGCCCAGCCUGGAUGACUUCUGCCAGUCAGUCAUCAGUGCUCACAGUAGAGAGGAGGAUGAUGACAUUCCGGUGUUUAGUUGA